UGUUUUAGUCAAAAAAUAGAUUCCAACACUAGGCGAUCCAAAUCUUGUUUGAUAGCUGGUUCAAGUUGUUCCAAGGCAAAGUUCGCCAUCUUCUCUUGGUUUAAUAUCUUAUGAAUCAGACCAAUUUUCCCUUUGAAUGGCCUACUAAACCACAUUUUGAUCAGAGACCUAGAUGGUUCAUACAUCAUCUUUAGAUCUUUGCAUUUAAGUUUUUUCCAGGACGUAUCAAACAUAUCUGAUAUUGAUAAACAAAUUCAUGGAUAACAUUCUACAAUAUAAUUUUUCAUGUAACACUCGGAUCGAUGGAUGGUUCUACAUAUAUGACGUUCUUAAUGGACAUAUUCUCUACGCAACACACAAUGAACCGCUCCGCCUAUAACAUUUAUAAACUUCUAAUACGUUUUAUAUUAUAUAAUCUGUUAUACUUGUAUCAGCUAGUAAUUGAACUCUAUACUUGAUAUAAAAACAUCUAAAUACAUGGUACUUUCACAACGAAAAAAGAGUAUCAAGGUAUCAAAUCUUAGAUACGGCCCAAUAUGCAUUUAACGAGCCAUCAAUAUUGGUCAAGUAGUGGGCACACUUUUCUGAUGUCUUAUAAUCGAAAGGUCGCUCACCGACUUUUUUAUUUACCUCUGUUUUUCAAAAUGACAUUCUGCUCCGGCAGAUGCACCGCUGCUCUCCUCCUGGUACUCUCACCCGUUCCUAUAGCUUAUCUCAUUUACUUAGAGCGAGCUGUUCCUUCUACACACGUCAUCUCUUAUCAUAGCUCCGGCUUCUUACGUGAGUGCGCCAAAUGGGAUGAUGUAGGUCGGAGGUUCCUUGUGUCCUUCAUGGACGGAGGAGGAAUCGGCGAGGUUGUUAUUAGAGAUUCGGACAGUGAUGAUAGCGAGGUGUUGGAGGAAGUCAUUUUGGUCAAAGACGUUGACAUCGCCGGAAACGCUUCUGCUGGAAUCGUUAUCGACCGCGACAGAAACCGUCUCCUCGUUGCCAUCGGCGAUCUGGUUGGAAAUAAGUACAGCGCUUUAGCGGCCUAUGAUUUGUCCACGUGGCAUCGUAUCUUCCUUACAGAGCUUAGUGGCUAUAGUAAAGAGAUAUCAUUCGCAGACGAUGUAGCUUUUGAUGCACAAGGCAACACUUAUGUUACCGAUGCAAAAGGAAGUAAAAUCUGGAAAGUUGAUGUCAAUGGGAAGCUCGUGUCCACUAUUAAAAGCCCUCUCUUCACUCCACCUGGAUGGUUCAUUAACCUGGUCGCUCUUAACGGCAUUGUUUAUCACCCAAACGGGUUCCUCAUCGUUAUCCACACUUUUUCCGGUUUGCUAUACAAAAUCGACCUAACGGAAGGAGAUGAUAGUAAUAAAGUCAAUGUCAUUGAGGUUACUGGUGGUACAUUGAGGUUUGGAGAUGGGAUCGAAUUGUUGUCUCCAACAAAGAUUGUUAUUGCAGGUAAUCCUUCUACGAGAUUGGUGGAAAGCUCAGACGAGUGGCGGACAGCUUCUGUGACGGGUUUAUUCAGGAGUGGUAUGUUUCAUCGGUUAGUCUCAGCGGCUACUGUGAAGGAAGGAAGAAUUUAUCUAACCCACAUUGUUGGGUUUGGGUCUAAGAAAAGACACAUACUUGUAGAAGCUGUGUUUUAGCCGUUGUUAUGUAAUAAUCCUUUGAUUACCUCUUUGCACAAAAUUAUGAUCAAAUUUAAAUCAUUUUUAAGUUUAUUUGAUAAAUUAAUAAAUAUUUUAUUUAAAAUUUGGUGUAGUAUGUUACCAUGUAACUCUAUAAUAUUGUAAAUAAAAAUAUACCAUUAUAUAUUAACACUAAGGGCAUUGUCCCCACGCAAGCGCGGGGUUGUGGACAUAGUUUUUGUUUCAUCUCAAUAUUUGUAAAGGUUAUUGUAGCAGUGAAUUUUACGUUUUGGAUUGAUCAUUGUUUUCAAGUUUUUUUAUUGUUAUAGGAUUAUAGUUGUGAUGAUGAAUUGUGUAUGCACUGUUCUCCACAUAAAGGACUAAACUGUGUUAGUAAUGUGAGUGAUAUAGUUCGGGGUGUUGCUUGUUGUGGCACUGAAACUUAUUGUUUGUUUGUCUUUUUAAUUUGUUACUUGUACUGUUGAGAUUACAUAAAUUAUUUUAUGGUUGUUGAGAGUACCUUUUAUUUCUGGAUAUUUUUUCUCAAG
Brassica napus (rape) is the source of this 2164-nucleotide messenger RNA. RefSeq lists its product as uncharacterized. The coding region runs from base 537 to 1634 and encodes 365 amino acids. The transcript is spliced from 3 exons. The record is from RefSeq and is a predicted model, not a curated record. NCBI's taxonomy places the organism in Eukaryota, Viridiplantae, Streptophyta, Magnoliopsida, Brassicales, Brassicaceae. Gene Ontology annotation, cellular component: endoplasmic reticulum.